CCAGCGCUUGCCCUCCCUUUUAGCUUAUCUUUUCAUCUCCCGGCGAAGACGCAAGGCAUCGUCUGUAGCCGCCGCCACUCCUGCCAAAUCCCAUCUGUCCUUCAAUCACUUUGAGGGGAGAGAGAGAGAGAGAGAGGGCAGGGAAGAUGAAGGCGACGUUGAAGGGCCGGUACGAGGCUAACAAGGGCGCCACCGCUGUCUCCACUCUCGCAGUCAAUGCUGGCGAUGUCCGCAUCAAGGCAUCCAUGACCGACGCCACCUUCAUCCGUGGCCCCUCCCUCAACGGCCUCGCACUCUCCGUCGAGAAGCCAGGCGCCUUCAUACUUGACUACCACCUGCCUGCCAACGAUGUGCGAUUCCAAUUCAUGAAUUCCGUCCGUUUGAUGGACAAGACGGUGAAUUUGACCUACAUCCACGCCCAGGGGAGUAAUCGGACGACUCUAGACGGGUCCGUUGCCUUCAAUCCCUCCGACAAGGUUAACGUGAGCUAUACCUUUGGUGAACCGAGCGCCUGUAAGGUUAAGUACGUGUACGCGCACGGGGAAUUGGGCAGGACGGUGCUAGAGCCCUGCUAUGAUGUGUCUAAGAACGCUUGGGACUUCGCCGUCACCAGGAAGUUCGAGGAGGGAGACUCCCUCAAGGCCACAUACCAUACCUCCACUAAUAAUCUUGACCUCGAGUGGUGCAGGGAUCCCAAGGACAGUGGCUCCUUCAAGGACUUGAGCACCGGGAAAACGAUUAACAGUGUUGAGUUUUGUGAAGGCCUUUACUUCUUUAAUGCCUAUCUAUCUUCAAGUCAUUUAGUUAGUCACAAAUGUCAGUUGAGUUCCGGUGAUAGUAGUCAAUCCAAUACAGAAAGUGAUUAUGAUGUGGCACUUUCGACUUGGUCAUCUCAAUUUUUCAUAUUUAAGAUAUGUGCAAUCGUCAACUUAGCAGAGCAACAAAAAACUCCAAAAUUGAUUGCCGAGAGCACAUGGAAUUACGAGAUUUGAUUAAUGCAUUUCGAUAACCAUUUCCCAAUGAAAUUCACUGAUUUACACGGACCAUAAGAUAAAGAACAAGCUGCCUCUUGUCCGACUUAGGUACACGGAGGAGAAGCUUUAUUUUCGGCACUAUUUAAAUUGCAAUGUCAAUCAAUAAGGGUGUAUUGUGAUAGAAUGGUGAAAAUAUAAUGUAUGAAUCAACUAACAACUUUUGUAAACUUGUGAACUAUUUUUUCUUACAGAGCUCAUAGUUGCUUA
This is a messenger RNA of Zingiber officinale, 1241 nucleotides long. RefSeq names its product outer envelope pore protein 24B, chloroplastic-like. Gene Ontology annotation, biological process: regulation of monoatomic ion transmembrane transport. The transcript is spliced from 4 exons. Gene Ontology annotation, molecular function: voltage-gated monoatomic cation channel activity. NCBI's taxonomy places the organism in Eukaryota, Viridiplantae, Streptophyta, Magnoliopsida, Zingiberales, Zingiberaceae. Bases 147 to 992 code for a protein of 281 amino acids. The record is from RefSeq and is a predicted model, not a curated record.